This is a messenger RNA of Komagataella phaffii GS115, 807 nucleotides long. RefSeq lists its product as uncharacterized. NCBI's taxonomy places the organism in Eukaryota, Fungi, Ascomycota, Pichiomycetes, Pichiales, Pichiaceae. The transcript has a single exon. The record is from RefSeq and is a predicted model, not a curated record. Bases 1 to 807 code for a protein of 268 amino acids.
AUGUCGGAUGAAGAACAGAGCCAAGUUCCUGUUGUAAAUAAAGCCAAAGAAGAUGAAGAGUUUGGCUCGUUUUCUGAUGCCUCUUUUGAGGAAUUUGAGGCUGCGCCAGAGCUAGAUGAACCAACGAGAUCGUUCAGUACUCUCUCAAUUGAAGACUUAGAACAAUCGGAUAGUAAGAGUGAUGAAAAAGUUGUCAAGAUUGUGAAUGGUAUACUAGGAGUGCAACCAGAGGACCUAAACAACGCUAUAGAGGAAAAUCGACCGUUUCUUGAUGAAAGGGCUAGGGCAUUGUUAAACCAACUAUCAAGUGAGCCAAAUAAUCUUCAACAGUUGAAUUGGAAACAAAGUAUUAUAAGGAGACAGCUAUUUCUCAAUUUAAGCAUUCCCUUUGAUCUGGAUGAGCUAUAUCCAAGAGAAAGGAAGUUGGGUAUAAGUAAAUCCUACGGUAAAGACUCAUUUUCUGACAGCACGGACAAAUUAGCCACCGACAUACCAUUCGUAGAGGUUAGCCCAGAAAGGGCCAAACAAUUGACCGAGGAAAGUGAUAGUAUUGUGCAGAACAUUGAAAGACGCUUACAAUCCGAACAAUAUUACACUGACGGCCAUUUGUCGGAACAAGAGUUGGAAGAUAUACUGAAAGAAAUGAAAGGUUUUAAUUCACAAUUAAUCGAGCUAUUAUCGGGAUGGAAUCAGGAGCGGUUAGAGUUAUUGAAGGAUCGUGAAAUUUCUGAAGGCUACUUGACUAAUAUAUUGGAUAACACCCAAAAAUUUCGAAGACAAAGCUCUAUCAAACAAAGACAUCUAUAA